AUGGAAGCUGUGCUUGUCGACUGUGCACAGAACAAUCUUCGUCAUUUUGUGUACAAAAAUGCAACUUCAUGCGCGAGCCCACUGGAAAUGGAGAAAUUACAGAGAUUCUGGGUUUAUUGCGUCUGGAUCCCAAAGCUCUACUUCAUACAUAGGCAAAUUCGGUUGAUUCAAAUCUCAGCAGCACCAGAACCAGAGUCUCCUUCAUCGGUUACUCUUCUUCUCAUUUCAGGUAAGAAUAACUUUGUUGGUGUGGAACAUGGGAGGCCAAUGCUUUGGAGAAACAAGUACGACACAUAA
This is a messenger RNA of Arabis nemorensis, 297 nucleotides long. The record is from the annotation of a GenBank genome assembly. Lineage: Eukaryota; Viridiplantae; Streptophyta; Magnoliopsida; Brassicales; Brassicaceae.